AUGACAAUUCUGGCCAAGGGCCAAGAAGAGGUUGACAGUUUUUGUAAUAGAGGUACAAAGCAAUCACCGGUGUCUAUUGAUGCCAACGAACUCAUAGUACAAAAGAUAGAAAAGGGUACUUUUACACUAAUUGGUUUCGAGAAAACGGAAAGCAAAAAUCCGCUCAGAAUCAGUUAUAUCCCAACAAGAUUUACGCUAUCAAGACCUGGAUUUGAAGUCAUUACACCAUUGCUGCAAUUCCACGGCGAUACAUUUUAUUUAAAAAAAAUAUGGUUAUUUUUCAAGCAUAACCUAAAUGGUUCAGUACAUAAAUUACAGAAUUUUGGCGAAAUGGGCAGAGCUAUUGGAGAAAUACAACUCGAGUUCAAAUUAUGUCACCAAGAUCCUAACGUUAAAAAAUAUUUUAUAAUUGCUUCUAUGUUGGUUACUGCUGAGACCGCGGGCCCGCGAAUAAAUCGCAGUGAAAUUGUCGACUUUGAUUUAUUCAUUCCCACUAAGCUGGUCAAGAAUAUUAUAUAUGGUGGAGAGCAGAACUUUGAUGAAGUUGCUGUGCAUUUUGAUUACUUUAUACCACGUUAUUUUACUGGUGCUGCGUUUUAUCACGGAUCGUUUAUGACAGGUCAAUGUGAAGAAGAUCUUCCAUUUCUGAUUUUCGAUAGACCAAUCCUUAUCAAUCCGGGCAGAAAUCUGAAAAUGCUGUAUUCAAAGCGCGUUGACUUCAUUCGUCCACUUCAAAACCAUCGGAUCGCAUCGUACUACAAAAGAAUUAACUUCAGAUACAAAAAUUUUAACUCGAUGGACUUCCAGAAGUGCCUAAUUUCAAAGGAUUUUCAAACUUACUUAAAUGACUCCAAAAUACAUGAAAGAGAAGGAGCAGCGAAAUUUUGGGAAUAUGAAGAUGAAACUAAGAAUAGCGAGGAUGAUGAUGGUGGAAUGAAGUAUGGUAAAGAUCAUAUGAAAAACAUUCUCCCGCGGCUACCGUUUAUUGUUGGUUCCUCAACUACACUGUAUACUUAUAUUGUUGAGUAUUACUUAAUUAUAUUGCUGUUACAAACAAAAGUAAGUGACAUGGAGGAGAUCGAAAGUGAGAACGACAGGACUGUAUCCAGCACUGUCCAACCAACUGCUGAUAUCAAAAACCCAGAAUUAUUGAAGAAGUUGGUUUGGGAGUACCAGUUAAAUGCGGGAAGCUGGGUUAAAUACGAAGAUAUCAUCUGUGCAAGACUGAACUAUUACAAAAUGAGUUGUAUAAUUUCGAUAACUAAUCUGCAUGGUUUGAGUGAAAGCAUUCCGGAUAGAAGCGCCGAGUUUGAAUUGGACGAAUCAAAACUUCAAGUUGAUUUGAACUUAAUGAAGCAAAAAAAUUUGGAUACCGGAUUUGUUCGACCGGUACGAUGUGCAAUUCAGAAUGAUGAAGGGGAACAUCGUCUAUGGGAAUACAUGAGUCCACAGCGACGUUGGCGAAGUGUAGAUCCCAUUUCAUUUAUGCAGUUAGAAAAUGCUCAUCUCGAAGGAUCGGCGAGUGUCAAUAUAAUACUAUUAGGAAACAAUUUCACUGCUGAUUUGCAAAAUUAUUUAAUUAAAAGUGAUGAUGGACUGACAGAAUACAAGAUACGUUCGUCGAUAUCGAAUGCUCAGCCUGCAAUAUCAGCAAAGCCAGUCCCAACAAUUGAACGCUUGCGGGCUGCAAAACGUAUUGCGAUACAUUCCGAGACACCUCUCACCAUUCGCAAGAGGAAAAGAAAUGUAAGAGCAAAAACUGCUAAUGAACAAGAUAACAAAACUGAAAAUGUCGAGCCGGUGAAGUCUGAAGAAGAACGAAAUGAAACUUCGUUUGCUGAAGACAACAAUAAUUCAAACGGUGGUGUUGAUGACAAUCAGGAUUAA
Molecule: messenger RNA, 1887 nt
Organism: Thelazia callipaeda (thelaziosis nematode)
Lineage: Eukaryota; Metazoa; Nematoda; Chromadorea; Rhabditida; Thelaziidae
Source: the annotation of a GenBank genome assembly